Messenger RNA from Vicia villosa (hairy vetch), 5144 nucleotides. Its product is annotated as lysine-specific demethylase REF6. The record is from RefSeq and is a predicted model, not a curated record. The transcript is spliced from 7 exons. Gene Ontology annotation, molecular function: histone H3K4me/H3K4me2/H3K4me3 demethylase activity. Lineage: Eukaryota; Viridiplantae; Streptophyta; Magnoliopsida; Fabales; Fabaceae. Gene Ontology annotation, cellular component: nucleus. The coding region runs from base 319 to 4950 and encodes 1543 amino acids. Gene Ontology annotation, biological process: chromatin remodeling.
ACCCCACAAAAAAACCCCACUCACUCUCACACACUCACUCCUCUGCCACCGUUUUUCCCUUUCACCUCCUCUGUAACAACAUCGUAAACAGAACAACCAAACAAGUAACAACCUCAAUCCACACAUUAUUAAAAUCAAAUUCUAAACCCAAAGAAACUCUCACUCUUUUUUUAAUUUUUUAAAAAUAUCCCAAAAGAUAACUAAAAAAAAGCUAAGAAUGGAAUCUGAAGACUCUGUUAGGCUCUGUUUGGGAACCAAAAACAGAGCAACUUAAUUGAAUGAGCAAUAAUUCAUUUUAGCAACUCCAAAAUCACUACAAUGGCGAAUUCUGAAGAGGUUUUCCCAUGGCUAAAAUCGCUUCCAGUAGCACCAGAGUAUCGACCAACUUUAGCAGAGUUUCAAGAUCCAAUAGCUUACAUUUUCAAGAUCGAAAAAGAAGCAUCCAAAUAUGGAAUCUGCAAGAUUAUUCCACCGGUUCCACCAUGUCCUAAGAAAACCGCUAUUUCUAACCUGAACCGGUGUCAACCCCGGUUCACAACACGUCAACAACAGAUCGGAUUCUGUCCACGGCGGCCUCAGCCGGUUCGACGACCGGUCUGGCAUAGUGGUAACCACUACUCGUUUCGCGAAUUCGAAGCUAAGGCGAAGUCGUUUGAGAAAAGUUACUUCAAAAAGGGGAAGAAACUUGGUCAGUUUUCUCCUCUGGAAGUUGAAGCUAUGUACUGGAAAGCUACUGCGGAUAAGCCUUUUUGUGUGGAGUAUGCGAACGACAUGCCUGGUUCUGCUUUUGGGGAAGUGAACGACGGUGGUUACGGUGGUUUUGGGGGAGAUGGUUUUUUAACGGUGGGUGAAACGGGUUGGAAUAUGAGAGGGGUUUCGAGGGCAAAUGGGUCUUUGUUGAAGUUUAUGAAGGAAGAGAUACCUGGUGUUACUUCUCCUAUGGUUUAUGUUGCUAUGUUGUUUAGUUGGUUUGCUUGGCAUGUGGAGGAUCAUGAUUUGCAUAGCUUGAAUUAUCUUCAUAUGGGGGCUUCUAAGACUUGGUAUGGUGUUCCUAGAGAGGCUGCUGUUGCUUUUGAGGAUGUUGUUAGAGUUCAUGGCUAUGGAGGAGAGGUUAACCCUCUUGUUACUUUUGCUAUUCUUGGGGAGAAAACUACAGUGAUGUCUCCUGAAGUAUUUGUUCAGGCAGGUGUUCCAUGUUGCAGGUUAGUGCAAAAUGCUGGGGAGUUUGUUGUGACAUUUCCAAGAGCCUAUCACACAGGAUUCAAUCACGGUUUUAAUUGUGGAGAGGCAGCUAACAUUGCAACACCUGAAUGGUUGACCGUUGCUAAAGAUGCUGCCAUUAGGAGGGCUUCAAUUAAUUAUCCUCCCAUGGUUUCACAUUUCCAGUUACUUUAUGACCUUGGUCUUGCUAUGUGUUCUAGAAUCCCUGGAGACAUCAGCGUCGGACCAAGAAGUUCUCGACUUAAAGAUAAAAAGAAGGGUGUAGGACAAACGGUAAUUAAAGAACUAUUUGCACAGGAUGUGUUACAGAAUAAUGAUCUGCUGCAUGCCCUCGGCAAAGGAUCUUCUGUAGUACUCCUUCCUCGUAGCUCUUCUGACUUCUCUGUUUACUCAAAAUUACGCGUUGGAUCUCAACAACAAAAGGUUGACACUGAUUUUUCACUCAAUGUGUGCAAUUCUGAGGGAACGAAUUCCUCAAAAAAAUCCAUUUCAGAUGAUCUAGUGUUCAACAGGAAUCAUGGAAUCAAAAAAGUAAAAGGUUUUUCUUCUGUAAAAGAAAAAUUCACUACCUUGUGUGAAAGGAACAGGGUUUGUUCAUUUAGUGCAAAUGGUGACAUAUGCACUUCAAGUUCUAAAACAUUGCAAAGAGACACCGAAAAAGAUACAAGUCAAGGAGAUGGGUUAACAGACCAAAGACUAUUCUCAUGUGUCACAUGUGGAAUAUUAAGUUUUUCUUGUGUUGCUAUUGUACAGCCUAAAGAACCAGCAGCUAGAUACCUUAUGUCAGUUGAUUGUAACUUCUUCAAUGAUUGGAUAGUGGGUUCUGGAGUAACUAGAAAUAAGUUUACUGCUUCCCAUGAAGAUGCAAACAUUUCCAAGCAGAGCACAUAUACAGGAUGGACAAAACAGAAUGCCAGAAAUGAUUUAUACGAUGUUCCUGUUGAAUCUGUUGAACAACAGACACAAAUUGCUGAUCAAAGUCAUAUGGAAGCUUCAAAUGCUGUAACAGAAAACACGGCUCUUGCAUUGUUGGCUAUAGCAUAUGGAAAUUUAUCCGAUUCCGAGGAAGAGGAUCAAAGUGACUCAGAUAUUGCAGUUGAUGGUGAUGAUUUAAACACGACGAACCCUCCAUUAAGAAGUAAAUCCCAGGAGAGACCUUGUUUGCCUUCUCAAUUCCAAGAUUGCCAUGCUAGCCCAGUAACUAUUAAUAAUUAUGAGAGUUAUAUGCAUAAGAAAGUCGAGCGCAUUAUGAGCCCUUUUGAUCAUUCUACCUUGAAUUGUUCCGAGGAUACUCUUACUGAAAUGCCUUUGUUGGGCAAGACAGUGAUUCCCAUUGACAAUAAAAAUCUAUCAUCAGUGCCACCAUCUGAUGAAGAUGCGUCUAGGAUGCAUGUCUUCUGUCUAGAGCAUGCUGCAGAAGCAGAGCAGCAACUUCGCCCAAUUGGAGGAGCGCAUAUAUUGCUCCUAUGUCAUCCAGAUUAUCCGAAGAUAGAGGCUGAAGCGAAGUUUGUGGCAGAAGAAACAGGGAUUGAUUAUAAGUGGAAGAAUACUGUAUACAGGCAUGCCAACAGGGAAGACGAGGAGAGGAUUCAAUUAGCUCUGGAUAGUGAGGAAGCUAUUUCUGGCAAUAGUGACUGGGCUGUAAAGUUGGGAAUCAAUCUCUUUUAUAGUGCCAAUCUUAGCCGGUCUCCACUUUAUAGUAAGCAGAUGCCUUACAAUUCUGUUCUGUAUUAUGCAUUUGGUUGUAGCUCUCCGGUAAGCUCGCCCGCCGAGCCCAGUGUCUGUCAGAGAAGGACAAAUAGGCUGAAAAAGGUAGUUGCUGGAAAGUGGUGCGGAAAAGUUUGGAUGUCGAAUCAGGUCCAUCCCCUUUUAGCAAAAAGAGAGCUUGAUGACUUUGAGAAUGAGAAAAGCAUACAACUGUGGCCAUUAGUCGAUGAGAACAAUGAGAGACCAGAACGUUCACACAAAAGUAAUACUACGAAUAGAAAAUAUGGUCGGAAAAGGAAAGUGGCCGCAGAGAGUGAAGGAGAUUGGGAAGGAAGUUUUUCUGAGGGGGAUUGGCUUUCUGAUAAUUCAAUUGAAGAUAAAUGCAAUCAAUCUCAAAGGAGGAUUCUUGCAAGUAAGCGAACCAGGCAUAUUGAGGGACAUGGCACUGCUUCAGAAGGGGAUUAUUCUCCUUUGCAGCUCCAUAACAUGCUUAAAAGCAAGCAUACAAAAUGCAUGGAAAGUGAUGCAGUUUCAGAUGAUUCGCUAGAUGAUAAUACCCGCAUACAACCUUGGAGGAAUGCUAUUUCGAAGAAAGCUAAAUCUAUUGACAGCGAUAUGGUUUCAGAUGAUACCAUGGAUUAUGAUUCUGAUUGGCCACAUAAGGAAGAGCUUAGUGACACGCAAAAUGCCAUAUCAGAGGAUUCAUUGGGUGUUGGUUCUCUUCAACGGUAUAGGAAGACUCCUAAAAGCAAGUAUGACCAAUCCACUGUUGAAGAUGUGAUUUCUGAUGACCAAACAGAGGUUUAUAUUCAGAAGCAAAAACGCAGGGUAUCUAAAAGCAGGCAACCCAAAUAUCUAAUGGAAGAAGAUGCAGUGAGAUCUGAUGAUCAACUGGGGCACUGCAUGCUGAAGCAACAGAAGAGGAGUCCUAAAAGCUGGCAGGACAAUUACCCUGUUGAAGAGGAUACUAUAUCUGAUGACGAACCUGAAUGCCGUUCUCGCAAGUAUCAAAGAAGGGUUCCAAAAGACAAACAAGCCAAACCCAUCGUUGGGGAAGAUGUAACAUGUGAUGACCAGUUGGAGUGUCACAUUCAGAAGCCCCGAAGAAGUAUGCGAAGGAGCAAGAAAAAUAAAUAUAGUGAUGAAGAAAAUAUGGAUGACUCUGCUGAAAGUGAUUCUCAUGUGCUGCAUAAAACUCCUAAAAGGAAGCAAGCUAAAUUCUCAAAUGAAAACGAUAUAAACUCAGAUGAUCAGAUGGAGGAUGAUUGUCAUCAGCCACAAAUGAGACCUCUUCGACGUAAGCAAACUAAAUCACAAACUCUUCAACAAAUGAAACAAGCUAACUCGUCUUGUGUGAGAAGCAAGCCAUCUCGGCCUGUGAAACGUGAUGCUCAUUUGCUAACAAAAUCAAAGGCUCCUCGGAAAAUGAAGCAACAGCCUCUUGCGUGGAACGAUCAAUCAGUUAACUCCAAAGAUGAAACUUCACAAAUUGAAGACAAUGAAACUAGAAGACCUCCCAGCAUGCGCAUUAGGAAAAGAGUCCAAAAAAUUCAGAAUGAAUCCGAGGAGGAAACAAAAGAAAAAGAAACCAAAAAGAAAAAAGUGAAGACUGCAAUAACUUCAAAGGUUUCAACUGGCCGUGUCAUAGAGAAGGAUGAGGAAGGAGAAUACCAGUGUGACAUUGAAGGGUGCACCAUGAGUUUUUACUCUAAACAGGAGUUGAUGCAUCAUAAGAAAAAUAUAUGUCCUGUGAAAGGGUGUGGAAAGAAGUUUUUCUCACACAAAUAUCUGGUGCAUCACCGCCGAGUUCAUGAGGAUGAUCGCCCACUAAAGUGUCCUUGGAAGGGAUGCAAGAUGGCUUUCAAGUGGUCAUGGGCUCGGACCGAACAUAUUCGAGUCCACACUGGUGCUCGUCCAUAUGUGUGUGCUGAGCCGGGGUGUGAACAAACGUUCAGAUUUGUUUCUGAUUUCAGUCGUCAUAAGCGAAAAACUGGUCAUUCAGUAAAGAAAACUCGUAAAUAGCAAGUCCAAGUGUAAUAAACAUUGUUACUAGCAUUGUUUGAUAAAUUUAUGAAUCUAUUGUUUAACUGACAGGAUAGGAUUAGGUUUUGACAACAUCUUAGGAUAUCCCUGUAAUUGCAAUUUGGAGUAACUGUUAACUCUGAUUCUAAUGUUUUAUUUUUAUUUAUUACAAUCAAAGCAAACAAUUGUUUGGA